AUGUUGCCCUGUUUCCUACUGCUAGCAGUGCUGUACCUACCGGCUGCGGUGACAAAAGACGACGACUUAAUGGUGCCAGCCGUUCGGGUGGUUCGGUUCCAGGUCGACUAUCCUAAUGCUACCGUUCAAGAUGUUCAGAAAAUUCACAAGUGGAACUCCAUCAUGCGAAAUAGUGUUAUCGCUUCUCUACGCUUCAUCAACAAACAUUGGUUAAUUUGUGGAAGUGGGCCGAAUGGUGAAAGACCAGCCAAUGACUGUGGAAAAGCACAAGUAACUGGUGAAAUAUUAGGCGACAAGCACUAUAGGAUUAAUGCAACGUUCAUUUCAGAAAGAGAUCCCAUAAAGAACGUGAAGGUUGAUGCAACCUCAACUGUUGUUGCUGUGGCGCAAAUAGGUUUGAAAGGAGGAAUAUUCCAGUAUACAAAUGCUCUCAAGGCGCUCGGCAAACCAUCAAGCGAACUGACAUUCGACGAAGCAUACUUCUGCUACAAGGGUGCUGUACUAGUGGAUGGCGAUAAAUGUCGUAAGGAAUUCAAACUACGUGAUGAUCCGAUUCGAGAGCGUGAACCAAUCGAAAUCGAUCGAUUAAUCGCACUUUAG
Molecule: messenger RNA, 600 nt
Organism: Necator americanus (New World hookworm)
Lineage: Eukaryota; Metazoa; Nematoda; Chromadorea; Rhabditida; Ancylostomatidae
Exons: 5
Coding region: 1-600 (199 amino acids)
Source: RefSeq, a predicted model, not a curated record